This is a messenger RNA of Pseudonaja textilis, 3631 nucleotides long. RefSeq names its product DExH-box helicase 34 (gene DHX34). Gene Ontology annotation, molecular function: RNA binding; helicase activity. Gene Ontology annotation, cellular component: intracellular anatomical structure. Lineage: Eukaryota; Metazoa; Chordata; Lepidosauria; Squamata; Elapidae. The record is from RefSeq and is a predicted model, not a curated record.
CCCUCCCGCGCCUGCAGCGCCACCGGCUAGCCGAGGGAACGGCCGGGAUGGCGGCAGAGGGCUGGGACUGCCCCGCCACCCGCGCCCUCCUGGAGGCCGCCUACUUCCCGCCGGGCUGCAGCGGCCAGGAGCUGGAGGACUUCUGGGCUUUCUUCCGGCGCCUGCGGGGCGUCUGCGAGCGGCAGGGCUCCAGCGCGGGAGGCCGGCCGGCCUAUGACCCCGGGUGCCGCCUGAACCUGCGGCUGCCCCGGCGAGUGGCGGCCGGCGUGUCCCCGGCGCUAGCGCGCCGGUUCGGCCUAGCGCUGCUCCGCUUCCUGGAUUUCGCGCAGCGGCGGAGCUUGGCCCGGCUGGCGCGGCUGCAGCGGGAGCGCGCCGCCCUGCCCAUCGCCCGCUCGCGGCAGUCGCUGCUGGCCGCCCUGGCACGCAGCCCGGUGGUGCUGGUGGCCGGGGACACGGGCUGUGGCAAGUCCACGCAGGUGCCCCAGUUCCUGCUGGCCGCCGGCUACUCCCACGUGGCCUGCACCCAGCCGCGGCGCUUGGCCUGCGUGGCGUUGGCCCAGCGCGUGGCCCGCGAGAGCCUGGGGCGCUUCGGGGACCAGGUCGGCUACCAGAUCCGCUUCGAGAGCGCCCGCUCGCCGGCCACGCGCAUCGUCUUCCUGACCGAAGGGCUGCUCCUGCGCCAGGCCCAGCGGGAGCCCACGCUGCCCGCCUACCGGGUGCUGAUUGUGGAUGAGGUCCACGAGCGGCACCUGCACUGCGAUUUCCUGCUGGGCGUCCUGCGCCAGCUCUUGGGUGCCCGGCCUGACCUCAAGUUGGUGCUCAUGUCUGCCACCAUCAACAUCCAGCUUUUUGCCGACUAUUUUGGGGGCGCACCUGUGAUCCAGGUUCCUGGACGCCUCUUCCCCAUCACGGUCAUCUACGAACCCAUCCGCCCUGAGGAAAGCAGUCGUGGGCGCAGGGAGCGACUGGGCGUCCAGCCCUUCCUGCGGGUGCUCCAGGCCAUUGACCACAAGUACCCGCCGGAAGAGAGGGGAGACCUGCUCAUCUUCCUCAGCGGGGUGGCUGAGAUUGGGGCAGUGAUGGAGGCCGCGCAGUCUUACGCGGCCUUCACCAAGCGCUGGGUGGUCCUUCCUCUUCACAGCACCCUCUCUGUGGCCGAGCAGGACAAGGUCUUUGACCUUGCUCCACCAGGAGUCCGGAAGUGCAUCAUUUCCACCAACAUUGCGGAGACUUCCGUGACCAUCGAUGGGGUCCGGUUUGUUGUGGAUGCAGGAAAGGUGAAAGAGCUGAGCUAUGACUCCAAGGCCAAGUUACAUCGCCUCCAGGAGUUCUGGAUCAGCCGAGCCAGUGCCGAGCAACGCAAGGGCCGGGCAGGCCGCACUGGGCCCGGGGUCUGCUACCGCCUCUACGCUGAAUCAGACUAUGACAAUUUUGCCCCCUACCCAGUGCCAGAGAUCCAGCGGGUGGCCCUGGAUGCCCUGAUUUUACAGAUGAAGAGCAUGGGGCUAGGCGAUCCCCGAGCGUUCCCUUUCCUGGAGCCACCUCCUUGGGCCAGCCUGGAGGCAGCCCUGGGCUAUCUAAAGCAUCAGGGUGCCCUGGAUUCAGCAGAGGCCCUAACACCCAUUGGGACUCUCUUGGCUCAGCUUCCAGUUGAUGUGGUGAUUGGGAAGAUGCUGGUGUUGGGGACGCUCCUGGACCUGGCUGCCCCGACACUCACCAUUGCCGCUGUCCUCAGCGUGCCCUCUCCCUUCCUGCACAGGGGCGGGGGGCGCAGCAACCUGAACUGCCUGGCAGCCCGGCGAAGCCUGGGGAGCCCACUGGGAGACCCCCUGACCCUUCUGAAUAUCUUCAACGCCUGGGUCCAGGAGAAAGCGGCCAAUCGCCGAGGAUCCCAGCGGUGGUGCCGACAUCGGGGCCUGGAGGAGCAUCGGCUCUACGAGGCAGCCAAUCUGCGGCGCCAGUUUCAGGAAUUGCUGCGGGACCACCGACUGCUGCGCCCUCCUGCUCAGCCUUACAGCUCCUACGCUCGACAGAGGAGGAGGCGGGAACAUCGAGAGCUGCACAGACUCAAGCGGGAGCAUGAGCAGCGGGGUGGGCGCCGGCGGAAGCUGUUGCGGCUGCAGGAGGAGGAACAGCAGCAGCAGGAAGCAGGAGGAGGGUCCGGUUUUUCAUCUGGGGAAGAGGAGGAGGGUAGUUCCUGCCUAGACAUCCAGGAUGUGAAUUUCCAGCUGCGACAUGAUAUGGAGGAGCUGCAGGCAGCUGCCCGUGAAGGCCAUGGGCUCUCCACCAGCCAGCUGGCUCUGCUGCAGCUGGUGCUGGCUCAGGGCCUUUAUCCUCAGCUGGCUGUCCCUGACCCUUUCAACGAGACCCGCAAGGAUUCGGAACAGAUCUUCCAUACAAGAGAGAAAGCCGGCCUUGUCCUGCACCCGACCAGUGUGUUUGCUGAUGCCCCAGAACUGCUGCAUUCGGACUCCAAGGCUGGCAAGGACCCAGAUGCCAAGGAGAGGAUGACCAGCCACCCCCAAAUCCUGUCCUUCGUCUCACUGCUGGAGACCCACAAGCCCUACCUGGUAAACUGUCUCCGCCUGCCAGCACUGCAGGUGUUGCUGCUUUUGGCUCGCUCUCUCGAUACCAACGCUGACUGCACGCGCAUAGUGGCUGACUCCUGGCUUGAGCUUCAAGUCCCCGUGGCAGAGACAGCCGUGCAGAUGCUUGGCAUUGCCCUGCGCCUCCGGGCCUCUUGGGACAAAGUGUUGGACAAGUGUCUGCAAAGAUUGGCAGGCCCGUCUGGGGAGGAGGAAGAGACAGAGGCACCACUCAGCGCCCCAGAAGUGUGCCAACUCACACACGAACUGUUGGGCUUCCUGAAGACGGAGGCCCAGUACAGCCUCCGCCGAAUGACCUCUCUGGAGCAGCAGCACCUCUAUGGAGGCCCUCAGAUGGCACCUGAGGAGGCUGAAAGGCUGCCCAGCUUCUUCCAGGGGGUGCAGCUGGUGCCCCACGAGGUGAAAGGUGGCUACAGGAUUGGCGAGUUCCUGACAUUUAAUUGUCUGGCAGGGGAGGGAGAUCUGUACAGUGACUGCCUGCGCAGCUUCUGGACGUGCCCACAAUGUGGGCUCUACAUGCCCUUCACUCCUCUGGAGCGUGUGGCCCAUGAAGAGGCCUGCCGGUCUCCUGGCCCUCAGGAGGGCCCCCCUGGCUGCGAAGGGCCCAGAGGGGGCGCAGCGGAGACUGCCUCUGGCACCUCUGCCCUGCAGCAACUCUACCACUGUGCCAUCUGCCAGAACAGCCUGCACCUCACACCCACAGAAAUCCUGAAGCAUCGGAAGCAGCAUCAGGGGUACUUGUGAAAGGGCCCUUGGGGGAUUUUCACAGUUGGGUCACUCCCUGGAACUGGCCGUGGCUCGGAGGAUGAGCCCAGAGGAAGGGGAGGCUGGCUGCUCCCCAACAAACAUCAUUUGGCCCAAUCAAGGUGAAUGAGUCUCUAUGAGGCAUGCCUGGAGUUGCUGUGAAAACUUUAAAUUGAUGUGGGCAUAUUGUAAUUGUAAUUGUCAGGCAUUAUUUAUUUUAUUGCAGUCAUUAACCAUCACAUUUUUGACCAUUCUGCUGAAAUAAAAUAUGCUAAUUUUAA